CAUGCUAGCUUGCUUGCUAGCUUGUGAAUGAACCUUCGGGUAGAAGGAGGAAGACUGCAAGAGGAGGAGUACUGCAGGAAUAUGUUUUAACAAGGAUACGAAAACGCUACAGUCCAGCGGAACAGCGCCAGGACGAAAAGGCACAGUCACAGGAGCGAAAUAGGCCUGAGUGACUUAAUAAUUGACUUAAUAAACGGUUAAUCAUUUAAAUUCAAAGGUUUUAACUUUUUUGACCGUUUAAACAAGAGAGAAAUGUGAGAAAAUGUUAUUGCCUGUCUGAGGAACGUGUAUAAAGUGUGUAUGGUGAGAGGUUUUACAGCCUUAACACAUAUAUAGUCAUUGUAAAAAAAAAAUAUACAAAAAAUGAAAUUGGCUACUUCGCGGAUUUCACUUAUUGGGAACCUGAUGUCCGCGAUAAACGAGGGAACACUACUACAAAUUAUUCACAGCAUCUUUGAAUUAAUCUUCUGAAUGCCUUAUAUAUGUAUUUUAGUUUAUUUAGCCAUUUUUAUGCUUGAAUAUGCUUAAUUUAGGCAAAACAUAUGUUAAAUCUUCUUCAAUAUACAUUUUUUUUACUAGUAGCUGCAAAAUUUGAACCUCAAAGUGGUGAAGGACAGCUGUACAGUAUAUUUAGAUUAUCUAUACAACCUUUGUAUACUUGAUUAUCUACUUGGUACUGUUUUUUACUUGGCCUCUGAUUUCAAAAGUGGUUGUUAAUUUGUUGGCAAAAAUACAUAACAAUCAAAUGCAGGCGCGUUUACCAGAAGGUAAGAAUAUGAUGUAGCGUACUGAAGAUGUCAUGUAAUGGAAGAUGAUUCAUGAACAGAUGGAAUCGGAAUCAUGAUGCAAAAGUUAUAUAUGUUUCACUUUUGCACCUCACAGUAACUAUGGUGCAUUGAAGGACCUUUGAAAAAAUAUAAUAAGAGGUGUUAAUGAACCGUCCUCUCAUUUUAAUUAGUAAUUCAAUCAGCUUACCUCUUCUUUUUCAGUUAAUUCAAUAGUAAAAUGUUGCAAAUGUGUGCCAAAAAAAAUAACAACAUUCUGCUCUUCCUUUGCAGGCGGCUGUUUGCUUUGUUUGAGGUGAAGAGCAAACAUCUGCGACACUCGCUGUGCAUCACAAGCGUGCAGAUGAAUUCAGUGGCUGGUGGUUUGGGAGAUGAUGGACCUGCUGAGGUGUUCCCGAGGUAUGACCACCUUGACCAGCUGGCACAGAGUGCACGGAGCCCUGUGGAUCAACCUGAGCAGGUUCCUCCUGAACUUCUCCCCCACAAAGACGUAGAGCACAGGGUUGAGGCAGCUGUGGAGAUGUGCAGCAGCUCCAGCGCUUUGAAGAAGGACGCCACGUUGUAGGGCACCCAGCAGAAGAUGAAGACAGCCACCACCAUGAGAACUAAAUGGAUGGCCUGCCUCUUGGACGACUGAGUGGAAAGCAGCCGCCGGAUGAUUUGUGAAACCACGGUGGAUUUCCAGACUCUUUAGGAUAAGUAGCGGAGCUUUGGAGCACAUCUUGAGCGCCGCAAUCUUCUCCUCAAACUGGAUUUCACCGCAAUGACAGAAUCUUCAGAACCGAUUUCUGGGAGAAUGAAGGCACGUGCACCACCUCCACCACAGGCCCCUCAACCUGCUCCUCGUCACAUCUUUACACAUCCUGUACCUGAUGGGGGUGGAACACAGGGCAUGGACUUCAGAGAGAACAUGAUGAGACUGACAGUGCAUUUCGAGUUGACGCUACCGCAAGGCUACCGGACAUCUGUAACUGAGGAUGGAAGUAAGGCGCUGAUGGACUUGCUGGUUGACCUGUGUAGCCGCUACCAUCUGAAUCCAGCACUGCACACCCUGGAGCUCUUGUCGCCCGAAGGCCACUCUUUGGGGUUCAAGCCCAACCUACUGCUGGGUUCCCUCAAUGUUGCCUUUGUCCUCAUCAAAGAGAAAACCUACGAAGAGAAAGCGGUGCGCAGACCGGCACCUAAACUCCCUGAGAAAACAGUGCGUUUGAUGGUGAACUAUCACGGCGGCCAGAAGGCAGUGGUACGGGUCAACCCGUUUGUACCACUCCAGGCACUGAUACCAGUAAUUUGUGAGAAGUGCGAGUUUGACCCGAGACGUGUACAGCUCCUGAAGGACGGCGCCAGUCGCGAAGAGUUACCACUGGACAAAUCUUUAGCACAACUGGGAAUCAAAGAGCUCUAUGUUCUUGAUCAGAAUCUAGUUCUGCAGCCAAAAAUGGCUUCCACUCCUGCUCUAAACUAUUCAGGUUUCUCAGGUUUCUGUUUUGCAGGCUCCAUCAGCUCCACCAGUUUAGACAGGGGGAGUAAGAAAGGCCUUUUUGGAUUAUUCCAGUUUGGCCGGAGGAAGUCCAAGACAGAGACAACCUCUUUGGGCAUGGAUGACCCCCAUGAUAAAGUAACUCAAUAUGCAGACCAAAGCUCCUGUGGACUGUCCACACUCAGAGGACUUCCAGGCACAGAGAAUCAGUCAUACACCUUGAACCAGUCUCAGUCAGUCAUGAAUGUCUUCAGGACAUCUCCCAAGCUUGACACUAAGAAGCGGAGGGCUCCAGCACCACCACCAGUGCCACUGACAUCCUCUACGGAACACAGUAAUUUGGAGGCUUAUCAGACGGGGUAUGGCUCAGAAAGUCAGCAGAGGAAAAGAAAAGCUCCAGCUCCUCCUUCCACUCCAGGUUCCAUCACCCCAAACGACCUUGAUGCGUCUACUUCUGCCACGCCCACCCCUGAUAACCAUACAAGUGUAAAACCUUCUCCAGCUUUGCACACCAAGAUGACCCAGUCAAACACAGUCACCUCCACCUCUGUCACAGCAGUGAGGCCACAGUCCCUGAGGAUUGGGGUUCAACCUCCAUCUAUCUUCAGCGGUGCCCCGAAAAGAGGUUCCCUAACUCCAAGCAGCAGUACUUCCGACAGCCAAGUUAUUCAGGAUUCCAGCUCUGAACUCAGCCACAGCCUUGAUGACUCUGAUCUUGACACAGAUGACACUAUAUCCCACUAUAGUACACUCACCAGCAGCAAUGCAAGCGGGUCAGCGCAGAUCCAAGCUCCCGCAAAAGCAUCUAACACAAUGAAGGCUAGCAAUAAAUCUAGCAAAUCAGUGGUGGCUUCAACGAGCAUCUCCAGGACAGAGAGUGUGUCAGUCCUCAGACCAGAUGAAGUUGAGAACAACAGACACAACGCAAUGGAGACAGCUGAUCUGCCAGCUCCACCCAAGCCCCGUCGUUCCCCGGACCGGGAACACUCUACCGUGUCUACCCCUUCCCUGCACUCCCCUUCAGUUGAACCCAUAGAAAGCAGCUCCCCACGGAGCACCGUGGAAAAGGAGGACACUGCUCCCCAGUCCUGGCUGCACUCUAUGCAGAGCACUGCAGCUCACGUCAAGUUCCCAGAAAAUAAAACCCCUGAGGAAGAGAGACUGUCCCUGGGAAGCAGCAGUAGCAGUGGCAGCAGCCUACCAGAUCAAGGUUAUGCCGCUUCUGAGGGAAUGGUAGAUGGUGAGGACUCAGGCCUGGUGAGCUCUCCAUCUGACACCUAUCCCACAUCCCCAGAGGGUAGUUUGUUUUUGGAGAGAAGUUGUAAAGCCAGACGAGAGAGACAGCCUGGACCAAUCAGGGACAUUUCCAGUGACAGCGAUGAAGGCUGUGCCACCUGGAAUUCAAACGACAGUUGCAUCAAACUCCAGGCAAAGUCAGGCAGAAUAAAAAGUACCUAUGAAGAAAAAUAUAAAUGGCUCCAUCAGACCAACUUGGCGGCAGACCAUUCAGCUAUUUAUAGGGUGCCUGUGCCUGCAGUGGACAUGGAUAUACCAGUCACCGUUAUAGAUGAAAUAGCGGAUGACCAUAAACCUUGUGGAGAGGAAAAUACGGCAACAGUACUCACUGACAUGAUGUUGUCUCACAGUAAAGGUUCAGAGGGUGCUGCAGAGUGGCACAACAAAAACAAUAACGCUUGCAUAGCUGCUUCUACUAAAAGCAAUGCCAAGCACGUAUCUAAACCUGAACAGUAUAGAAUGCCACUGGAAAAGGGGGCAAGUGUUAAUACAAAGGAAAACAUGAUUUAUAAAAGAACACAAGAACAGAUGACUGCAGAUGUGAAAGAGGAUGAUGAGAAACGAUCAUUUGCAGUCGAAGAUUUUGAGUCCCAGAAACAGAGUAACAACAUGAUAAAACAUCAAAGUCUCAGAUCUGAUCUAAAGAGUAAUGCGGAUUGUUUACCUGAAGACAGUCCUGUUCUACCCCAUGCUAGCCAGCGAUCACUGCCCACAGAAUACCAGAAUAACUCCAGCUCUAAUGUUUUGCAAAGGAAAGUUACUUGCAAUCCCACCUCUCGAUUUGGUAUGAAAACAUUCACUGUUGUUCCUCCCAAACCCUCUGUCAUGCAAGGUGCUACGCAAAAUGCAUCUGCCACAUUAACUGCUGGUGCCAUUAAGAUUGACGAGCAAGGAAAUAUCAUGAAAUGUGGCAGUGGCCACCACAGCAAAGGAGUUGAUCCGACACAAUCUGGGAUUACCAGCAGCGAUGAGUCUCCUCUCUUAGGAAAAGCCAAAGCUUUUUGGAGCUAUAGUGAAAGACAAGAAUGUGCUGGUCCUCGUAGCAAAGGUGUGACUGACAAGGCAAAGGAGAGCUUGGAGAACUUGAAAACUUCAGAAACUACGAUGAGCAAUGAUAGAAAAGAACUUUUGAAAACCCAACAUAAACUGAAUGAUCCUACGGCGUGUACCCAGUUGGAAGAGACAGAUCGUAAAAUGAACGAAUCAACGAAUAGUGUCUUUACAAAACAGCAACAUGCAGAAAUUGCUAAUAUUUCAGUACCCGGAAGUAUUAAGCAGCCACCACUCACUCCAGACCUUCACACCUUCCUCAAAACAACCCGAUGUACCUCCAGUCAAUAUGUGGCCUCUGCUAUUAAUAAGUACACCCCUAAGACCGCCACGAAAACCAACAUUGUGUCUUUCCCUUCCCAGUCCAGUCCUUUAACACAGCCCAAUGUUGCCUUCCGUUCACUGGGUCACUCUAUACAAGUGAAUCCACGACAGUCCUCUAAGAUCUCUUUGAUCGAUAAUAAGUUGGGUAAAUCUGGUCUUUACCACCCUGGUCCUGUGAGGUCUAAGAGCUACCCUGAAUUUAUGUCAGAUAGUCAGAGACAAAUCAGAGAAGACAAGGAAGGAAAUGGUGUUGAAUCCACACAAGGAAGUUCCUGUUCACAAGGGCUAGUGUCUGACAAAAUUAAACACUUUCAGUCAUGUGGUCCCACUCAAACAACCAUGACUGAUGGCAGUAUUAGACAAGCUAAUAAUUAUUGGUGUAGAAGCCCCAUGGCUUCACAGAGGAGUCAUCUUCAGUCAAACUCGUGUCUAACAGCCGCUGUUGCAAAACCGGAACCAUCACGUAGAAUGUCGGACAGUGCUGUCACCCAAGGAUCUCCACCUGUGAACAUAUUUGGACCAGUUAAAAAGUUUAAGCCAGUCAUCUGUAGAUCUUUUGAGAGACCGACCUCUCUGCACACCAACCUAAUGGAGGCCAUCCAAACAAGUGGUGGCAGGGACAGCCUCAAGAAGAUAACCUCAUCUGGUGGCAGAAGCAAGGAGGCCUUUUCUGAUGAGAGUGAGAGGUCUGCUCUUCUUGCUGCUAUUCGAGCCCAGAGCUUCUCCGAAAGGCUAAGAAAGACUAAAUCAGAGGCUGCUGAUGAGCUACAGAGGUUCAGAAUGGCAGCUACUGAAGAGGAACAAAGGGGAGAUGUUCCCUCCUCUCCUUCAGCAGUUUCUUUGACGUGCCCUUCUCCUUCUCCUCCCCCCUUCUUGCACCAAGCUAAGCAUACCGCUGUAGCACAUCCAAGUGCAAAUGCCCUCAUGAACCCCGCCAUGGCCAGGGAGGCUAUGAUGGAGGCCAUCCGCUCUGGAUCAGCUGCAGAAAAGCUAAAAAAGGUUGCAGUGCCCACAAAGACAGUCCAAGUGAAUGGCAGACUGGGAACAAUCCAUUCAAACACCUCCAAGCUCUCACAAUAACCAUGCCAUCAAAACAAGAAAUAUUGACUUUUUUUAGGUUGUUCUUUUACGACAGUGCAUUGGAUUGGAAGGUCACUCUAUGCCUGUGUCAGUGACCUUAAACGUGUGAAUAAGGCAGAUGUAAAGAACAAAAAAAUAAAGAAAAUUACAAAAAAGUGUGGAUCUGGAAGUAAGAACAUGACAGGAAAGAGCUGGUUUAAGAAUGCUAAACUUUCCAGGUGAAAGGUUUGAUGUUUUUCAUUUGUAAAAUCAGAUCAGUCAGCUGAAAGUCUUCGGGGCUAUGUGUCCAUCUUGAUCUUGGAACACCAACUUGCUUGCGCUUGUGGACUUUUCACUGGAACGUUUGACAAAAACAAGUGCCAAUGAAAGCAGAGUAUGUCACAUGGUUUGUGCAACUUCCAUAGCCUGUUCUUUUCCUUUUGUUUACCACAGCUGAGAUUUGGAUGCCUUGUGCUGUUGCUCAGUGUUACGUACACAAAGUUUGCUGUAAAAUUCCAAAUGUGGUGCAAUAGGUUGACUUUCAUUUUAGUUAUUAGAGCUCGUAAAGAAUGCCAACUUACAAGAGGAGUAAAAUUGUUGUAAUCUACAAGUGCCUGUUAUUUUGUUAUGCUACUGUUUGAAUUUAGAUACAUGCACAUGGUCAGUGUUGAGCAGCCAUGUUUAUAUUGAAUUAUAUACAGGAGAGUAUGAAAUGUGAAAUUUAACCUGCCCUUAAUGUUAAAUCUUAUUUUUUUAAAGACGUUUAUUCAAAUGUUCAACAUGGGCAGAGAGAUUAGUUCAUGAACAAAUACCACAAUACUAGUGUGUGAUGGCUUUGUCAGCAGUGUCUUCCAGUUACUGUGUUUGUGUUCACAUGUUUCACUGCUGUAUGAAAGGUUAACAGUUUGGAGUAGCUGUAUUUGAUUUGGGGAAAACCUGGCUGCCAUUGAUGAUUUGGGGUUUUAGAACUAUAUUGAAUCAGUUUUUAGUUGUCCAUAUUAAGUUUUACAUGCUUGCUGCUGUAAUAAACAAUACAUUUAAGUGAAGGGAUUUCAUAUAGCGAAUGUUCAGUUUUCUUUUGAUUUAUCCAGAGAAUAAAAAGCCUGUUUUGUUUCAUUCUCUUACUGAUUUGUUUAUGCUAGAGAUGGAAAAGCCCACUGCUCAAUUUAGCUUUUAUUUAUUUUGUAAACUAUUGAAAAUGACUAUUUUGACUAAUUGACUAUUGAUUAUGGUAAAUCUUGAUGAAAUGUUAUUUCGCUGGUGGGUGUGGAUUUAUAUGAACUUCUGCUUUUUAUGUUUAUCUGAGAAGGUUGCACACUUACUUUGUCUACCUAAUGUUUGAAUAAAUGACUUUGUAAUCAAGCAAUGUCUUCAAAUUAGCAAUUGUGAGACGGAGUAAUUGUAAAAGCAUCACUGGGAAGUUUAUUGUGCCAUUUCCAAGAGUAAGGGUUGAUACUUCUCAUCUGCUGCCCUAUAAAUAUACUCUUUCAACAUCUCUCUUUCUGGACCGACCACAGUCGAGUUGCUUUUCCCGGCAGCAGCUCGGCACCCUGACUCAUCACUGUGGCUGCACAAAAUGACUCCUCCAGAGGUUUUACUCCAGCACGGCAUGUGAUUCUUCCAGAUAGAACAACCAUAAAUGUGCAAAAUCUAUUGUCAUUUACUUACAUACUCAUCAUAGAGUGUUAUCUUAAUUUUAACCAUUUUGUUUUUACAA
Dunckerocampus dactyliophorus (ringed pipefish) is the source of this 7711-nucleotide messenger RNA. RefSeq names its product cordon-bleu WH2 repeat protein (gene cobl). Gene Ontology annotation, cellular component: terminal web; actin filament; perinuclear region of cytoplasm. The transcript has 20 exons. The coding region runs from base 1549 to 6015 and encodes 1488 amino acids. The record is from RefSeq and is a predicted model, not a curated record. Gene Ontology annotation, molecular function: actin monomer binding. Gene Ontology annotation, biological process: actin filament network formation; actin filament polymerization. NCBI's taxonomy places the organism in Eukaryota, Metazoa, Chordata, Actinopteri, Syngnathiformes, Syngnathidae.